GCCAGUCGUGACCACGCCCUCUUAUCCAAAGACAAAUAUUUUACGGUUACACGUGUGAAAAGUUCAAAGUUGGAGCCGAAUUUUGAGUAGAUCACGAUCUUGUUAUUGUUUUGAAUCUGAAUUAAAGUGAUUUCCUGUGAUGUGGCAUGCACGUAUUGGAAGCGCAGAAUUUGUCAUAAUGAAGCUGGCUCACUUCUUCAUAUUCCUGUCCGCCGUGAACGUCUUCCAUUUUGUGAAGCCAGAAAUAGAUUUCAGUGUCCCUGAUCUUGACCCUAGGAAUCCAUUUUAUAAGGGCCGGCCUGCCAAUGUCUUUGGCAAGCAUGCAGAGCCGACACCUUACGUUGAAGAAAUACAGGCAAGUCCAGAAGACCAGUUCCCUACACCGGUAGAGUUCCAUGAGAGGUAUAUCAAAGAGUACAAACCUGUUGUGUUGCGAGGAGCAGCAAUGCACUCUGCUGCCUAUCAUCUCUGGACAGAAGAAUACUUGAAGGAAAUGUAUGGAGGUCUUUCAGUCAGGCUUGAAGCCAGGAGUGAGGACAACUCUAGGAUACCAAGUGGUGUGGGAGGGAUGGGACGAGAUACCAUCAGCAACUUCCUGGAUCGCUACCAGACCCUAGAUGGUUACAUCAUAUCACAAAUACCAACUCCCAUGGAGAAAGACAUUGCCUUUCCUCCCUUCCUAACCUGUGGAUCCCUGGCACAGGGUGUUCAGGAAGUCCACCUGUUUCUGAGUUCUCGAGGAGGGAAGACUCUGCUUCACCGCGAUCCAUACAGCUCCAUCCACUGUGUAUUCAAUGGGACCAAGCAAUGGCUUAUUGCAGAUCCUAUCCAGAAAGAACGGCUUUACAUGUCUGAGGACUCUCGCUUUGAGUUUGGAGGAUACUCGGGUGUCAAUGUAGAUGACGUAGACUAUGACAUACAUCGUAACGUCAAGGACCUGGUGUUUGACAGGGUGAUUCUGGAGAAAGGGGAUUGUAUCUACAUGCCUAGCGGCUAUACACAUCAGGUGAGAUCAAGAGGGUACAUGAACAGCGCUGUAUCCAUCUGGUUCUCUCACUAUUUGACCUUUGACCCUACGGGCUGUGAAGAGUCGGGCAAUACUUUCCAACCCAUGAGUGAGUCAUCCGUUCUGUGGCGCUACAGCGGUCAAGGAGAGCUCUCACAAGGCCAUAUGGAUGUGCAUAUGCUAAGAAUUGUCAUGAAAACUAUAGCUGACACAACUGGCAAGAUUUGGUUGGGAGAAUUCACAGAUAACUUUAUACAGGGAGAACUAAAUGAUGAAGAAUUACUUGUAAAACAACGUUUAGAGUUUAUGGAGAUUUUGGAUACCAAUGGAAAGGGUUACAUCACAGUAGAAGAGUUAGAUUCAUUACCCCUACAAACUUUGAAGAAUCUAGUAGAGGUCAUUGACCCUUCAGAUGCAUCCAACAAGGGAGAUUUUGAAUAUCACCACAUUGACAAGGAUGCUAUUUGGGGCGCUCUGACAAUGCUCCGAGGUCACAAUCCAUCCCAACCAUUCAGUGGAUCUGAUUUCAUUAAGAUUUACACCUUCUACUUGGGAGGUAGUAAAGAAGUUGCAAAGGAGAUUCUCGCUGUUUUAGAUCCAGAAGGUACCAAUCAGAUCGAUUCCCGCAUGAUCAUGCAGUAUGGUGACAAGGCCUUUGAGAAGUUCGGCAAAGGGUACCGACAUGACCCAACCAUCGAAAAGCUCUGGUACAAGCAGUUCGUAGCCAAGGGAAUCUUCCAGGAAUUUGGUGUGAACCAUUUUGACAACCCAGAGGAGAGAUGGAUAACGGCAGAGAGUGACGUGGGAGGAGAGUGUGACAGUGUGGAGGACGUAGGGCAUAACGAAAUUGUGUAUGUAAAUGAUCCGGAGAGCAUCCACGUUUGUGACAAGAAAUCACGGUUGGAAAAGGAGGAGGGAAGGAAAGAAGAGCUGAAUCAAGUGGAAGAAAAAGAGAUGGAGCAGAAGGUUCAGGACAGUGGAGAUGAUAGGCAUGAUGAGUUAUGAUGUCAAGUUGAUUGGUUUUGAAGAUGGCCAGAGGUUGCAAGGUUACAUUGAUCAUAUAUCAUCACUGUAUCACUGUAAGACAUUCAAAUUGCAUUCUAGGGGUGAUCUAACAUUUGCUUGAACCGAGACACUUGCUCCUGCAUUAAUUUUGCUGAAGGUAUAGGGUUAGAGUUAGCGGUGUGAUUGGGUUUUUGGUUAAGAAUAUAGUGAAAUUAGGAUAAUACUUUGAUUUGAGCGUAGUGUUUAUGUUUGGGUUAAUGCAGCAUUUCCAUAGGAGCAAUUGUCGCAGGAGCAGAUGUCAUGGAAUAUAAUUUGGGGAAGAAAGGUCAAGUUUCUUUUGCAUAUGUAUUCAUUCUGGUAUUCCUUUGCUUUGUGUAUGUUUUUGUUUCAUCGGUGUGAAGAUUUCUUAUUGUGGGGCCAUAUACUGCUUGUGAGAUUACUAUUCUUUGUGCACAGAACAGUUUUAUUAAAUUGGAAUAUUCUUAUUGUGUGUAAACAUGUAGUUCGCAAUCAAUCUGAAAUAGAAUAUUUGUAUUAUAUUGGAUGGCUCAGAAUGAGAUACCAGAGAUAUUCCAAGAGUUGGGGGCAUUAUUGCACGAUUGGCCUCAACGAGCGGAUUAUUUCUGGUAUUCCAUGAAAUUGGUUAAGCAAAUUAUAUCACUUACUUCAAUCAGUUAAUGUGGUCUCACUUCAUGAGAUCAAUUUGAUCAUAGGAAUAUGACAUACCUGUAGCUCUUUUGACGUCUUUAGUUUCAAUUCGCUCUAAGCUGUGCAUCACAAUAAAUUAAUUAUUGUGUGUGUUGUAUAUUUCGCAUUUGACUGUUCAAUAUGGUAACAUAUUGAACAUCAAGUUUUAUACAGUAGUCUAUUGGAUAUAUAUUCAUCAGUGGGCGCGUCGUGGUCUAGUGGUUCCGACUCUCGCCUUUCAAACAGAGGGUUUGAAUCCUAGCCAUUGCGUGUUUUC
This is a messenger RNA of Lytechinus variegatus (green sea urchin), 2975 nucleotides long. RefSeq lists its product as uncharacterized. The coding region runs from base 140 to 2011 and encodes 623 amino acids. The transcript is spliced from 11 exons. Gene Ontology annotation, molecular function: 2-oxoglutarate-dependent dioxygenase activity; calcium ion binding. The record is from RefSeq and is a predicted model, not a curated record. NCBI's taxonomy places the organism in Eukaryota, Metazoa, Echinodermata, Echinoidea, Temnopleuroida, Toxopneustidae.